AUCAUUUCCCUAAACAACUUAGGACCAAAUUGUACUUCUGUUCCUCAGUUCUACUUUUUUGUGGAGAGAGAAACACAGCUCUUGACUCUAUUUUUACUUUAUUUUUUUAAGCACUGCUGACAGAGUUAAGAUAACUUUUAUUAUACCAUGUAUAACUAUGAAAUAGCAUUAACAGGGGAAGGAUGUAAUAAAUUAGACAUCUCUUCAUUUUAGAGAGAGAAGAUGGAAACAUCAUUGGUUUUCUUUCCUCAAUUAAAUAUGUGUGAGUCAAAAGAAAAAGCUUUUUUCAAGUUAAUACAUGGUUCAGGAAAAGAAGAAACAAGCAAAGAAGCGAAAAUCAGAGCUAAGGAAAAAAGAAAUAGGUUAAGUCUUCUUGUGCAGAAACCUGAGUUUCAUGAAGAAACCCACUCCAGUAGAUCUGGGCACUUGGCCAAAGAAACAAGAGUCUCCCCUGAAGAAGCAGUGAUAUGGGGUGAAUCAUUUGACAAACUGCUUUCCCAUAAAGAUGGACUGAAGACUUUUACCACAUUCCUUAAAACUGAAUUCAGUGAGGAAAACAUUGAAUUUUGGAUAGCCUGUGAAGAUUUCAAGAAAAGUAAAGACCCUCAACAAAUUAUCGUUAAAGCAAAAGCAAUAUAUGAGAAAUUUAUACAGAAUGAUGCUCCACAAGAGGUUAACCUUGAUUUUCACACCAAAGAAGUCAUUACCAAGAGCAUCACCCAACCUACCCUACACAGUUUUGAUGCUGCGCAAAGCAGAGUGUAUCAGCUUAUGGAACAAGACAGUUACACACGUUUUCUGAAAUCUGACAUAUAUUUAGACUUGACAGAAGGAAGACCUCAGAGACCAACAAAUCUUAGAAGACGAUCACGUUCAUUCACCUGUACGGAGUUCCAAGAUGUAAAGUCAGAUGUUGCCAUUUGGUUAUAAAGAAAAUUAAUUGUGUACAUUUUGGUGGCAAACCUGUAAUCUGCUUUUAAAAUAUAGUGUGUUUACUUCUAACAAAUGAGUACAUGUUUUAAAAUAAAAUGCAUUGUGUCAAAGGAUUUUAAAAAUGGAAAUCAAAACUUAACAUUAUGACAACACAUACUAUAUCUGCCAAGCCUCUCUUUGACUUAAUUCCAGUCAUAAUCAGAAAAACAUAUUACUUAAUGAAGUAAUAAGAAUGUGUUAUAAGACCAUAAAGUUGAGUUAAAGUUAAGCUUUUGAAAAAUUGUCUAUACUUAGACCAUAUAUCUACUUUGGAUAAUUUUUCUACAUAUAAAAAAAGUUAAUGUUCAGAUAUUGUAUAUUCAGAACACAUUCUCCAUAAUGACAAAGACUCUUUCGAUCUCAGUCAUAGAGAGUAGAAGUGAUCUGGUUCUUAUAAUAGGAGAGGACAAUCAUCGUUCUUGGGUUACUAACUCUGAUUCAAGAAUAAACAAUGUAUCACUUCUAGUUAUAAGCCAGAAACAGGAUCUUUGGGGAAGACACAUUCACCUCUUUAGAACUUCCAGGUUAAACAUGACCUACAUUGAUAACUGAAAAUGGGAUCGACAUUUGGGUUCAUCCUUAAAUGAACAGAGGCUUACCCAGUAAGCGGAACACAUUUCUAGUAGUCGUAGAAACCUGACCAUAUUAUAUAUAGCUCCAAGGUUGGGACUACGAGCAUCUUCUCAUCUGCUAGCAGAAAUUGCUACUAAAGUAGUGGGCAAUUAGUAGUUUGGAUGAGGCCCAGAGGAAGUUUAUCCCAGAAGUAGUUAGGUUUCUUUUUUGGACUUUUAGGACUGGGGUAAGAAUUAGAAAUGAGAGGAGGUAAGAAACAAGGAGUCCAAGACUCGGGAGACUUGUGCAUCUGCUACAUUGUAUCCUGA
This is a messenger RNA of Mustela lutreola (European mink), 1853 nucleotides long. RefSeq names its product regulator of G protein signaling 18 (gene RGS18). Bases 223 to 930 code for a protein of 235 amino acids. The transcript has 5 exons. NCBI's taxonomy places the organism in Eukaryota, Metazoa, Chordata, Mammalia, Carnivora, Mustelidae. The record is from RefSeq and is a predicted model, not a curated record.